UUUCCAGCCCGGCCGGGUGGGCCAGCAGAACAGGUCAGUGCCGGACCCCGGAGAAGGCAUCCCUGAUCCGAUUAGGCCGGAGACAGCGUGGUGCUGGGUGGUCCAGACUGGGGUCCGGCACCAAAUCCUCACUCCACUACAUUCUCCCUGAGGAUCUCUGGGCUCAGACUACACCUCCCCAUGCCUCGGUGUGCUGGUCUGCGAAGGGAGAGUGAUAAUGAUCCGACUUGCUGUGAGGAAGUGAGAGGGACCACCCCAUCUGCCCUCUGAAAGUUUAGACCGUGUUGGUUAUUGCCAGGACUGUUUUCUCCCCGUUUUACAGAAAAGGAAACUGGAACUCAGGAGGUUUACUAAGCGGCCCAAGGUCGCACACCCAGCAAGUGUCAGAGCCCAGGUCUAGCCAAUUCCACAAAGUUCUGCCAUGAAACCCGCCCCUGGUUUUCCUGGUUUUCCUCACUCUGCGGACCCAGUUUAAAUUUCCUUUCUCUGGGUAUCCCCAAACCCAUGUCAGCCUCUCUCCCUGUAAUCCCUGGGGCAGUGUGGGAACCUGAGCCCCCUGGGCUUUUGCCCUGAACACACUGGGGUAUGGAUGAGGGGCUCAGAAAGUGCCUUCAUGAAUGAGUGUGUGGCUGUGUUCCAGGUAUGCUCUCAGAGCUGAAGGUGGCUGUGCCCUGGGGCCACAUUGCUGCCAAAGUCUGGGGCUCCCAGCAGACUCCCCCAGUUCUUUGCCUGCACGGCUGGCUGGACAAUGCCAACUCUUUUGACAGACUCAUCCCUCUUCUUCCAAAAGACUUUUGUUAUGUUGCCAUGGAUUUCGGGGGACAUGGGCUCUCGUCCCAUUACAGCCCUGGUCUCCCGUAUUACCAGGAAAGCUUUGUGAGUGAGAUCCGGAGAGUUGUAGCAGCCCUCUGUGUUUCAGCCUUGAAGUGGAAGCAGUUCUCCAUCUUGGGCCAUAGUUUUGGUGGCACGGUGGGCGGAAUGUUUUCCAGUAUCUUCCCCGAGAUGGUGAAUAAACUUAUCUUGCUGGACACAUGGCCAUUUGCCCUGGACCCUAAAGGAAUAGAGCGCGUGCCGAUCUACCGGCGGGGAGCCAUGGAGCACGUGCUGCAGGUGGAGGCCUCCCAGAAGCCCCUGCAGGUAGUCAGCCCAGAGGACAUGCUGCAGAGGUUUAUGAAGAACAACAGUCACGUGAGUGAGGAGAAUGCGCGACUCCUCCUGCAGAGAGGAACCACCAAGGUGGCCACAGGCCUAAUGCUGAACAGAGACCGGAGGAUAGCUUUGCCCGAGCACAGCAUGGAUUUCAUCAGCAGGGAGCAGUUCGUGCACUUCACCAAGCAGCUGCGGGCCCGCGUCCUGCUCAUCAAAGCAGCGCAAGGGUAUUACAGCGUGAGAAGGGAGGACGACACUGACAGGAACAUCGUGGCUUUUGUGACGGACACGCUGAAAUUGGUCCUAAAGGAGGUAGGAGCAUGCGCUCGGCUCGGAUGAGCUUCAGGAGGGUCCUCACGCGCUCCUGGCACCAGGACCUCUGGCCCGGGCCCAGGCCUCACUCCCCAGGGCAGCCAGUCCCCAGAGCUCACACUCAACUUGGCAAACCCAUUCUACUGGCAGAGCCCCAGUGCUGUUGUCCACGCCACUCCCCAGCCCAGGUCCAACUUGGCCAGACCGACAGACCGAGCAGGUGAUCCGUCUCCAGUGGGGGCAGCGACCCGGGUUUUGUCCCCGGGAACACGUGACACCCUGACCAUCAACCGCUGUCAACACCUGCCCCUGGGCCUCUGCAGACCUCAGCACCAGCACCAAGGCGAGCCUGUGUGGCCAGCCCGCGUGCCCUCCCGUCUCCCAGGGAGGGUCGCCCUUGACUACUGGGCCCUCCCUGGCCUAGCUCUACAACCUCACAGGCCAGAAUGACCCAGAAAUCCGGACACUCCCCCCAUCCCCAAAUCAGGCCUUUCUGACUCUGAGUUAGGCUCUGACUUAACCAGCAUGUGACUGGGGAGCUGUGGGUCAGUCCCUGCUCCAUGGUUCACCAUGGGGGCCCCUCUGGAACCCCUGGGAGAUAGCAGACCCUGGGAAGGCCCCAGCACAGCCGAGGGGCCACACUCACCAACCAUUCCCACCCCUCUCCAGCGGUACCAGUACAUGGAAGUCCCGGGCAGCCACUAUGUCCACUUAAACCAACCCGAGAAGGU
This is a messenger RNA of Enhydra lutris kenyoni (northern sea otter), 2192 nucleotides long. Its product is annotated as serine hydrolase like 2. The coding region runs from base 643 to 1488 and encodes 281 amino acids. The record is from RefSeq and is a predicted model, not a curated record. NCBI's taxonomy places the organism in Eukaryota, Metazoa, Chordata, Mammalia, Carnivora, Mustelidae. The transcript has 10 exons.